Messenger RNA from Suricata suricatta (meerkat), 1089 nucleotides. It is a transcript of the gene TCAP, whose product is annotated as titin-cap. Gene Ontology annotation, cellular component: Z disc. The coding region runs from base 124 to 627 and encodes 167 amino acids. NCBI's taxonomy places the organism in Eukaryota, Metazoa, Chordata, Mammalia, Carnivora, Herpestidae. The transcript has 2 exons. Gene Ontology annotation, molecular function: titin Z domain binding; protein-macromolecule adaptor activity; structural constituent of muscle. Gene Ontology annotation, biological process: sarcomerogenesis; skeletal muscle myosin thick filament assembly; skeletal muscle thin filament assembly. The record is from RefSeq and is a predicted model, not a curated record.
GCCUUGGCUCUGCUAAUAGCAUCUGACGCUAGAGGGGCUGAAAAUAGCCCCUGGAGGAGGUGGAGGAGGGGGCUAUUUAAAGGGCCUGGGAGGAGCAGAGCUGAGAGGGAGUGAGCACUGAUCAUGGCGACUGCAGAGCUGAGCUGCCAGGUGUCCGAGGAGGACUGUGAGCGGCGAGAAGCCUUCUGGGCUGAAUGGAAGGAUCUGACGCUGUCCACACGGCCUGAGGAGGGUUGUUCUCUGCACGAAGAGGACACCCAGCGGCAUGAGACCUACCACCGGCAGGGACAGUGCCAGGCGCUGGUGCAGCGUUCCCCCUGGUUGGUGAUGCGUAUGGGCAUCCUCGGCCGCGGGCUGCAGGAGUACCAGCUGCCCUACCAGCGGGUGCUGCCACUGCCCAUCUUCACCCCCACCAAGAUGGGUGCUGCCAAGGAGGAGCGCGAGGACACCCCCAUCCAGCUGCGGGAGCUGUUGGCACUGGAGACAGCCCUGGGGGGGCAGUGUAUGGAGCGCCAGGAUGUGGCCGAGAUCACCAAGCAGCUGCCUCCCGUGGUGCCUGUCAGCAAGCCUGGUGCCCUUCGUCGCUCCCUGUCUCGCUCCAUGUCCCAGGAAGCACAGAGAGGCUGAGAGGGACGGUGACUCGGGCUCCACUGUGCCCACUGUGGGCUGGGCCCUUCCUGGCUAGGACCAUGGAGGGCAGCUGCUGGCCAUGGAUGCUUUGUAGUUUGCCCAGAGUUGGGGGCUGGGGGAGGAGGGAGCCAAAGGCCAGGAUGCCUGAGUUCCCAAAGGGAGGGGUGCAAAGACAGUGGGCACGAAGGGUGGAGAGCUGGGGGCCAGCACAGCCAAGUACCCCCAACCCCAGGAGAAGGGACAAAAGACGCUGGUGGGGACAAGAGGUCCUUGAGAGGAAUGAUCCUGGUCCAGGCUUCAGCUUCAGAGAAAGAUUAGGAAAAGUGUUAAGGGGAUCUGGAAUGCUCUGAGAAGGAGACUGGGAGAAUGGCGUGAGGGGGACGUGAAGAAGGCAGAGGUAGAGUGGGGCCCCCAGCAUCCUCUGUUAGUGCUGCAAUAAAUGCUCAAUCGCGUUCCAGA